Molecule: messenger RNA, 6531 nt
Organism: Exaiptasia diaphana
Lineage: Eukaryota; Metazoa; Cnidaria; Anthozoa; Actiniaria; Aiptasiidae
Product: ankyrin repeat and KH domain-containing protein mask
Molecular function (GO): protein binding; RNA binding
Source: RefSeq, a predicted model, not a curated record
GAAAGGAACAGGACAAGACAGCUGUAAAAGCUGUUACCAUAACAACUGCCAUAUCACUGUCUAGACAACAAAGACAUGACUUUCCAGGUACUCCAAGGAAGUUAAAAAAGUCACAUGUACCAAUCAAACCAUCUUGUAGGAAAAUAUCCAAAUUUGUAUUAAAGUAAGACAAAAUAGGAUGUCAUCUGGAGACGUAUCCAUGGUUAUGAAAACAAUGUUAUUUGUUGUUUACAAAAAAAAAAAAUUAAUCCCGCGGGAAUCCCGUACAUCACCUGGUCGAGGCAAAGGCCUGGUGGCAUUGUGGUGAGUGCAUGUGUUAUGUCCUGCGCUGUGCAGAGAAAGAGGCUGUCGCGAAGAGAAGGGAAAAAAGUCCAGAAAAACAGCCGAAAAAAAUACCAAAAUAUCCUUUCUCAUUAAACCUUUCAUUACCUCACUUGACUGUACUGCCAGGUCAGUUUACUGGAAGUUUUCAGGGCGCUGGACUCGCUAAAGAAAAACAGUAGAAUGAAAUAUCGAAGUCGAAAGUGAGUCAAGACUUAUCGGCUGUUCUCGCUUUUUUCUCGGAUAUUUGUGGGGUUAGAGCCGGCGUGGUGAAGCUAUUUGCCUCGAUUGUGUUCAUAUUAUGAGUUCAGGAGAAGAAGAAAAUGUCGAGGGAAUUGAAAAUUCUCCCAUCGAUGAAUCAGAUCCUGUUUUCCGUUCUGUGGCUGAAGCCGAUGUAAGCUUGGAUGAGAUGAUGAGUCUCGCAUGUCGGCAAGGAAAACUGGACAUUGUCGAGUUACUACUGGAGAGUGGAGCACACGUAGAUUAUCGUAAUAAAGCCGGCAAUACCCCCUUACUAGAAGCUUGUAGCCAAGGUCAUGUUGAUGUAGCAAGGUAUUUACUAGACCAUCACGCAAAUAUCGAUGCACCCACAGAGACGACGUCGGACAGUGCCCUCACUUGGGCUUGUACUCUUGGGAACGAAGCUAUUGUAUCUUUGUUAUUAGAAAGAAAGGCCAAUGUUGAACAUCGAACGAAAGAUGGCUGCACUGCUCUGAUGUUUGCUGCCUUGGCUGGCCAUGUUAAGGUAGCAGCCAUGCUAUUAGACCAUAAAGCUGAAAUCAAUGUGGAGUCAGACAGUAACAAGGACAGCCCACUGACCUUUGCUUGCUGGAAGGGGCACUGUGAUGUGGUGGAACUUUUACUUCGUCGAAAUGCCAAUAUUGAACACAGGACAAAGGAGGGCUUCACACCGCUUAUGUUUGCUGCUUUAGGAGGGCAUACUGAUGUCGCUGCAAAGUUACUUGAACAAGGGGCCAAGGUGAAUGUACCAAGUGGCAGCAACAAUGACAUCCCCCUGACAAGCGCUUGCUGGAAGGGACAUCAUGAUGUUGUGAAACUGCUGUUGGAAUAUCACUCGAAUAUCGAACACCGCACAAAGGAUGGUUGCACCCCCCUGAUGCUAGCAGCAAGAGAGGGGCACUACAGUGUUGCUAAACUGAUACUAGACAGUAGAGCAGAGGUCAAUAAGCCAUCGGGWAGUGAAAAUAAUAUCCCUUUAACAUUGGCUUGUUGGAAAGGUCAUACUAAAGUUGUUGAGCUUUUGCUGGACCACAAGUCAAACAUCGAACAUCGYAACAAAGCUGGCUGCACUCCRCUUAUGCUUGCUGCAAGGGAGGGACAUGUUGAAACUACACAGCUUCUUCUCUCAAGAGGGGCUGAAAUCAACAAACCUUCAGGAAGCAACGAUGACACUCCGCUCACCUUGGCCUGCUGGAAAGGUCAUGUUGGAGUGGUUGAAUUACUUUUAAAACAYAACUCUAAAGUAGAUCACCAAACAAAGACAGGCUGUACUCCUYUAAUGGAGGCCACUAGAGAGGGACAUGUUGCCGUAGCCAAGCUUCUACUUGAUCACAAUGCUGAUGUAGAACUACCUGAUAAUUAUGGACAAAGCCCACUGUUUAUGGCAUGUUGGAAAGGUCAUCGAGAUGUYGCUGAACUGCUGUUGGAACACAAUGCUAACAGAGAUUGUAGGACAAAAACAGGGAUUACACCUCUCUUCCAGGCGUGUAGAGAAAAUCAUGUUAAUGUUGUCAAGUUACUACUUGACUAUGGCGCAAGUGUCAAUGCAACAUUCCCAAACAGCAGAGAGAAUCCUUUGACCUUGGCCUGUGAGAAAGGUCACGCUGAACUGGUAUCUUUGUUGCUAAGAAGGAGUGCCAAUCUGGAGUGUCAUACCAAGAAGGGCUGUACUCCAUUCCAUUUGUCUUGUAAAGRAGGUCACCUUGCUAUUGCAAUYGCCCUUCAUGUUAGAGGAGCGGACACUGAGGCGCCUGAUUAUCGCAACAACUCCCCUUUAGUUUCCACCAUGAAGAAUGGUCACGUGGAGGCACUCGAAUGGCUUCUCAACGUAGUUGAUCAUUUGCCAUCAGAGGAGCAGUGUCAAAAAUGCCUCAUGGCACCGAUUGAAGACAAAGAACGACACGAUGAGCUAAUGAUUGGACGAACGAAAUGCUACGACUUGAUUCUAAAGUGUAAAAAGGCAAAAGAACAGAAGGUCCAAAGAAACACAGAACUAUUACUGAAGGAACUGGAAAAUGAGAAAGAAAGGGAAAGCAACCGAAAGAAAAAAGCUGCAGCAAAAAGACGAGAUAAACGAAGAAGACGCAAAGCUGCUAAAGAAAAYGAGCAAGCAAAAGAGUUAAAAGAAGAAGCCCCUCUCGAAAACCGACCACAAGAGGUCGCUGAACCUCCGGAAUCCGAAGAGGAGUCCAGUGAUAUUGAAGACGAAGAAGAGAAGCCCCAAAGAACGAAAGAAAACCACAAAAUAAGAAACAUGUCGCACAAUGAUGAAAAGAUAAAGAUAGAACUCGAUUGUAAUGGAAAAAAUGAUAUCCAUCAAGAUUCGUUUAAGUACACGAACGAGUGCCCGCGGGGACGAGGGAAGCUUAUCAUCGAUGAAGAGACGUCACUAGUCGGUUCUAACGACCGACAACAUCAACAGAACCAAGAUUCACCUAAUGACUUUGAAGAACGAAAGUCGUCUGGAUUUGACUCGAAGAGCAGAAGCAAAAAGAAAGGAGAUAUGAAUAACUUUCCUAAGGAGGUGCAUUUAACGAAAGAAAAUUGUUCAAGGCCAGAGGUUAGUUCUUCGUCGAGAGAGGUGAGCUCAAAGGAGAGCAGUAACUCAACGCAAGAAAUCAACACUUCGUCAAAAGAUUCCAACAACUCAAGAGAUGCCAAUUGCUCGCAAAAAGAGGACAAGAAAAAAGCCUUAUUAAACAACAAGGCAAACAAAAGCAAAGACGAAAAAGACAACGAAAUUAAGACCAAAAACUUAAACACUGUAAACACUGUUCGCAACGACACAAAACAAGAGAAAUCGAAACGAGACAGUUCUCAAAAACACAAUAGCGUAGGGACUAGUGCUCACUUUAACAAGACUAACACAGGUACCCCGAACAUCACAACUAGUGCAGUAAGUGUGUCUGACAAAGAAAGGGUGAGUGAAGUUACAACCSGUCACCCUGUGUCACCGAGAGAUCGAAACAAGCAGCAGCCGUCACCGAAAUCGUCACCUGAGUCAGAUAAAGAUACGGAUAAGAUUGCGAAAAGACGAUCUAAAGAAGUGAGCAAUGGAGUCGACGUAGGCACGUCAGGUGAAUACAUUAAACAAAAGACUGCUUCACGAGGGAGUACAACGAUGGGCCAAUCAUCGACAUCUGUCAAGACUACCACAACAGAAAACGACAAAGAGCAAAAACCGCUUCCAUCACCACGAUCCAAGCCACAUCAACAGCAGCAAGUUUUAAAAGAGGAAAGCUGGAAGGAAGUUACUCGUACAACUAAUUCGAAAACAAUGGUAGUUCAACUGACGGCUCCAAAUGCUUUAUGUGGCCGUGUUAUCGGAAGAGGAGGAAGUAAAAUCAACUCGAUAACGGAGGAGUCUGGUGCUCAAAUAACCAUCGGCAAGCCAGAACCUAAAGCCCCUACAGAUCGCGUUAUAACUAUCAAGGGAUCUACCAAAUCAGUUCAACGUGCAAAGUUUCUGGUUACACAGGCUCUUAAUACACCAAGUACAAGUGGCCAAGCAACAAAUGGGACGCCCACUUACACAACAACGUCCUCCGCCAUUUCAUCGAACCACCUUACCGCUAAAGGAAACUUCCCUGCUCUUAAUUCAUCGUCAUCAGAGUGGCCAACGAUUACCCAAGCGAACACUCUGACAUCAACCACGGUGGUUAAAUCUAUUAAAGAUACAUCGCCUGAAACCAUGUCUACUGUYGACAUCCCACAGGAAGUAUCGAAAACUCACAGUCGUUCAACGUCGUCUGGUAGCUCGGACAGUGGCUAUAGUGUCCAACCCGAUUCUAACAAAUCGUCAGCUCAAGUAUCCAAGACAACAACAGUGGCGUGGUCCAAUCAUGUCGCUUGGAAACCMAACAGAGYGACGCAAAGUAUAGGCGUGUCRACCAGUGCUGUGACYACGUGCGUGAGUAGUAAUCCAAUCAAUGGRGUCGCGGAUACCAAACAUAUUACCGCCAUUACUAGUUCACUGCAGSCUGUACAUAGUAAAGAAUUACAUUGCUCUACUACCGCUGACAUCAAGGGCGUUGUAACAACUAUAGCAGCUAUCACUCGUGCUGAGGCUACCACGGCGCAAAGAGACUUAAUAGAACCCGGACGUCCCUUAGAUACCAUGGCGAAUACCGAGAGCUAUGUUUCGAUGUGGUCAAACGCUCGACAAACGGAAGAGAAUUGUGACAUCAAAGGUCCUUUCGGAGCUAUCGGUGACAUUCCUUGUGGAAACUCAGUACUGCAAGAAACUUCACCCAGCUUUUCAUCUCGACGAAAAGAGCCAUUGAUUUCGGAAACAACGAAUGCGGUUCCACGACAAUCACCUCCUUCGGCAAGGGCGACUAAGUUUUACAGCCCAUGGUCGACCCAACCUACAGGCAUCACGGAUAUCAGGCGCGAAAACGCAUUCUCCUCUAACGCUGAUAAAUAUGAGGGAGCGCUUCCAGGAAUGGAGUUGUUUGCUGGAUCCAACAGUCUUUUUAGUCGGUCGAUACAGUCUUAUCCUUGGUCGAGUGGUGAAGACGCUGACCAACUAGAUCGUGCGCGAAGUGUGAGCUGGUCGGAACAGCCUGAUUUUGAUAACCAUGUUUCCGUACACCAACCUUCAUCAAAUCAAUCCGAUCUUCAUAAYGACCAACGACCMAUGGGGAACGCCUGGUCGUGGGGCCAGAACAAAGCAACUCUACCGUCCGCUCUCUCAGUUGUAUGUGACGAUAACACCCCUGAUAAACAAGCGUGGAAUAACUCGGACAGUACGAGUAGUAGUCAGAGUAGCAGUCGACAAGAGUUGAAUUCAAUCAUGGACAACGAAGGGACAAGUGGCAACAUGUGGUCCUCGACGAACUUCGAUGAYAACCUCACCCCUACUCCCCAUAGUAGUCAUAGCUCAAGUCUACCCCACCCUGACCAGGGUACAUCUCAGUGGAACUCGAACCGGGGGGCCUUUAGUGCACCAUCAUCGCCUUCAAUGCCUCGCUCACAAAGCCAACCUGAACCAACGUCCAAAUCACCAAGUCGGCCGUCUGUCGACGAUAAUGGCGUUAAGUCCUGGAAUAAGAACAAGAGCCCGCGAUCACAAAGCAGCAGUGAUGCGACUCCAGGAUGGAAUCACAAUACACAGGGAAACCGACGGUCCAGUGGCGAUAUGCCGUUUGUCAGUGAGAUAAGCAGCACAAGUCCGUGCUCGGCCGACUUCCUGGCCAGCUGUAAGUAACAGCUUUUCAAAUCCUGGUAAUGGUUACCUCAAAACGCAACACCCUCCAACUGUAGURACCCAAUCAAGCAACAAAAUGAAACCAAGCCCGAGUAUAAUGGAAAACCAUAACCAUGUCCACGCACACACCGAGCCAGGUAUGACGCCUUUAGCCAUCAAGAAAGCUCUUCAAAAACAAGAAUGUGACAAUCCRCCACAACCGACCGUGUUGCCGAACCAUUGCGGGAGUAACCAUAGCAACCAGCCGUUACUGUCCCUCAUGUCCCAUGGUCGAGGUGUCAAUCAAACUCCGCACAGUCAUCCCAACCAUAACCACAACCACACAGAAUACGGCGGUGGGCUGCCCCCCAGGCCUCACUCGGCUUCAGGCAACUUAAGUAGUGCCCAGGUCUUUAGUAACAACUCCAACACUGCUCAUAUUGACCACUUUCCAUAUGGAGGCCAACAGGGACCAUACGUCAAUCAUGUGACCACGUACGCCCAACAGAUGUAUUAUCCGGGGGGGUACUACUAUUACUACCCUCAACAGUAGMCCAUCCCUUCCUUUUCGAUACCAUUUUGAGAUUUUGUUCUUCCAUUUAAUUUAUUGAUUCUUUCUAAAUCAUCAAAAUGGGACUUUCUUUGCGUUGAUGGCUAUUUUGGUUGAUUAUGUGGGAUUUAUGAUUGUAAACAAGUUUUAUUCAAGGGGAACACGCAUGUCUUGGUAGGUUGUCACGUGGUUAGCACGUAUGUUUCGCCCAAUUAAAAUCUCUUAUUGUGAA